This is a messenger RNA of Henningerozyma blattae CBS 6284, 684 nucleotides long. Its product is annotated as bZIP transcription factor. The transcript has a single exon. Gene Ontology annotation, biological process: regulation of DNA-templated transcription. NCBI's taxonomy places the organism in Eukaryota, Fungi, Ascomycota, Saccharomycetes, Saccharomycetales, Saccharomycetaceae. The coding region runs from base 1 to 684 and encodes 227 amino acids. The record is from RefSeq and is a predicted model, not a curated record. Gene Ontology annotation, molecular function: DNA-binding transcription factor activity.
AUGAUGUCUGGUAAUACAACUAACAACCUAAAUCCAGCAAAUAAUCAAAAUUUAAAUAUGAAUACUAUUCAUAGUCUGAAUAACAAUAUGAGGAUUACUUCUAGAGACUAUUUGAACAACAACAACAAUAAUAACGUUGUACGGCUGAAUAGUAAUAUUCCCACACCAUCUCCAAGGGUUGUCAAUCAAGCUUCAUUGAGAAGAUAUGCAACGUUACCGAUCAAUUAUUUAUUAAAUAACGAUCCGAUUCCUAAUACUUCCACAAAUAAUUUAAAUUACUUUCCUGAUAGCAAAAAUAAUACCAGCAUGAAUAGUUAUAGUACGAACGCAUCAAACAAUACAGGAAAUUUAAAACUUUCACAUUCUAACAUAGCUAUUCAAUCUGUCAAGACUGACCAAGAAUUAAAGGAAGAAUAUAUUAAUGAGAAGGGACAAUUGAUUGGGAAAUCUGGCAAACCAUUAAGAAAUACCAAGAGAGCAGCACAGAAUAGAUCUUCCCAGAAACAUUUUAGAGAACGUAGAGGGAAAUAUAUUAAACAGUUAGAAGAAAAAGUCGAAAUACUUAAUGAAAUUAGACUGGAAAAUAAUCUUUUGAAAUUGGAAAAUUUGAAAUUGAAACAAUUGUUGAAAUCAAGUUCACCCUCUGAAGAAGAUGAGGAUAUAAAUACCACAAUAAAGUCAUAA